Molecule: messenger RNA, 4192 nt
Organism: Microtus ochrogaster (prairie vole)
Lineage: Eukaryota; Metazoa; Chordata; Mammalia; Rodentia; Cricetidae
Gene: Rnpc3
Product: RNA binding region (RNP1, RRM) containing 3
Biological process (GO): mRNA splicing, via spliceosome
Cellular component (GO): U12-type spliceosomal complex
Molecular function (GO): U12 snRNA binding; protein binding; pre-mRNA intronic binding
Source: RefSeq, a predicted model, not a curated record
UCCUGCAGCUCAGCCUCCGCGGACGCCGCCGUUUGGACGGAAGCUCCCGCGGGGCGACCCUCAUCCGGCCGCUGCUUCGCGGAAGAUGGCGGGGCCCGAGCCGCCGCUGCCGCCGCCGCUGCCGCGAGGAGGCCCAGGCUCCGCUUCGCUCUCCCCGCCCCGGGGAGACCGCACCCUCCUCGUCAGGCACCUGCCGGCCGAGCUGACUGCCGAGGAGAAGGAGGACUUGCUGAAGUACUUCGGGGCGCAGUCGGUGCGCGUCCUGUCAGACAAGGGGCGCCUGAAACAUACAGCAUUUGCUACUUUCCCUAAUGAAAAAGCAGCAGUAAAGGCGUUGACAAGACUCCAUCAGCUGAAACUUCUAGGUCAUACUUUAGUUGUUGAAUUUGCAAAAGAGCAAGAUCGAGUUCAUUCCCCCUGUCCCACUUCAAAUACAGAGAAAAAGAAAAGGUCAGAUGACAUUGUGGAAGAUGAUAAAGAGAAGAAAGAACCUGACUUUUUAACAAUAGAAAAUGGAAUUGCACCAAAUCAUGGGCUGACUUUUCCUCUGAAUUCAUGCCUCAAAUAUAUGUACCCACCACCUUCAAGCACAAUCCUUGCAAAUAUAGUAAAUGCUUUGGCAAGUGUGCCCAAAUUCUAUGUACAGGUGCUUCAUCUUAUGAAUAAAAUGAAUUUGCCCACACCAUUUGGACCUAUUACUGCACGACCCCCUAUGUAUGAGGACUAUAUACCAUUGCAUGCACCCCUUCCACCUACAUCGCCUCAACCACCUGAGGAACCUCCCUUGCCAGACGAGGAUGAAGAUUUAUCUAGUAAAGAAUCAGAAUAUGAAAGCAGUGAUGAGGAGGACCGGCAGAGAAUGAACAAACUAAUGGAGCUAGCAAAUUUUCAGCCCAAAAGACCCAAAGCCACAAAGCCACGCCAAGUGAGAAAAAAGCGAAAAUUAAAGGACAUGUUGAAUAUACCUUCAUCAACUUCACAUAGUUUGCAUCCUGUGCUGUUACCAUCAGAUGUAUUUGACCAACCACAACCUGUAGGUAAUAAAAAAAUUGAAUUUAAUAUAUCUAACAACAUGCCAGCGGCAUUUAAGAAAGAUUUGGAGAAGGAGCAGAGUAAUGAGGAAAAGAAAUCUGAUUCACCAGACACUGAACUUGAUGACUCAAAUACAGGAUUUGGAAAAAUCUUCCCCAAACCUAAUUUAAACAUCACAGAAGAGGUUAAAGACGAUUCUGAUGAAAUGCCUUCAGAAUGUAUUUCUCGAAAGGAGUUGGAAAAGGGCCGAAUUUCUAGAGAAGAAAUGGAAACCCUUUCAGUUUUCAGAAGUUACGAACCUGGUGAACCAAACUGCCGAAUUUAUGUAAAGAAUUUAGCUAGACAAGUUCAAGAAAAGGACCUUAAAUUUAUCUUUGGAAGAUACGUUGACUUUUCUUCAGAAACACAGCGGAUAAUGUUUGACAUUCGCUUGAUGAAAGAAGGACGCAUGAAAGGACAAGCUUUUAUUGGACUUCCAAAUGAAAAAGCCGCUGCUAAAGCCUUAAAAGAAGCUAAUGGCUAUGUUCUUUUUGGAAAACCCAUGGUGGUUCAGUUUGCUCGAUCUGCUAGACCAAAACAAGACGCUAAAGAAGGAAAACGAAAAUGAUAGGAAUGGAUAAAGAAGCAUUCCUGCGUAAAUACUGCUGUAAUACUGUCAUACAAGUGUAUCCUUUCUUGUUGUAUCCUUUUUGGGGCAGUGGUUUUGUUUCAUUUUGUUUUCUAGAAAUGCUUUGUCUACCAUCUAUCUAGAGUAAGCAAUACUUUUUAUAAUCAAGUGAAAUAUUUCUCAAAUAAGUUUUGUAGCUUGAACAAAUAUUUUACAUGUAUUUUAGAUUGACUGUUUAAUUUUCUACAUUAUCAUAUAAUCAAGGAGUUUUGUUCAAGGAAAGUUAGUGAAUCAGGUCCCUUACUGUAUACAUAUGCUUUACUACAGAAUCUGGUAGUAUUUCUUCUAUAUGUGAAUUUCCUCAGUCUACUUCAGGAACAUACUUUCUGUUUCAUGGUAUAUCCCAUUUAGGUGUUUUUCUAGUUUCAUUUUGUUGCUAUGACAAAUACGCUGACAAAAAACUUAGGGAUGAAGGGAUUUAUUUGUGUUAUAAUUCCAAGUUCCAGCUCAUUGUUGUGGGGAAGGCACAGCAUGAAUUUAAAGUAUAAUAUCCACAGUCGAUCAGAAAGAGAAUAAACCCAUAGAUCCUUUCUUGAUUAGUCUGAGCAAGGUCUUCCUCUCAGGGUCCCUUUCCUAAGGAACAGUGCUACCCAAAAUUGGCUGAGUCUUAACAUCUAUCAAGACCACCUUAUGCCCUCAGGCCAACAUAGCCUAGAUAGUAUUUAUUAUGACUGUCUUCCCAGGUUAUUCGGUGUUGUGUCAAGUUGACAGUUAAAACUAUCUAGCACAGUUCUAAAUAAUAUGUUCUAAAAUUUGACUGGGAAAGGAUUUUUUUUCUUUAGUAAUAAAUAUAUUGAAAACUAAUAAGAUUUCUACAAAAUUCUCAACAGUAGAGUAACAUAUCACAUUGAAAGUCUAACUGAAAUGUCUUCGACAAUUGGAAGGAUUUUCCUUAUUCUUGGUCUUUUCAAAACAAAAGUGAAAAAUUCAAAAACAAAAUUUAUAUAUGUGUGUUCAAAUUUUGACAUACAUAUAUAUAAAUUUGAAAAGAAUAACAGAUAAGACAUACUAGACUUCAGAUACAAUCUCUGAACAAUCGGUCUCAAAUUUUCCUGCACAUUUUAAUCCUGAAUUAGGUAAUAAUGAAUUACCUGCUUUCUAUCUUAGAGUUUGAUUCUAGUGUAUUACUAAUGUAGAGAGAACCACCAUGGAAGAGUUUCUAUGUAUAAAUAUUUCUAGACUCUUUAUUAUAGAGCUAAUAAAUAAAAAUCACUUGGAAUAACGUCCAGUAAUAUAUUUUGAAUGGUUCCCUUAGUAAUAGAAAGGACCACUGAGAAGUUUAGAUGAUACUUUGUUAAAGUGAUUGACCAUUGUAUACCAACUUAAUAAGGCAUACAAUGUUAUUUUAGUGGUAAAAUAAAAAUCCUCAACAUUUUGUGGGAAAUGGUGCUAAUAUAAUUGUGUAAAACUACUCGAAAUUCUCUUGUCACCCUAAUAGUAAAAGCUUUCCAAAACUGAGAUUAUAGUCAUUUGAUAUAUACAAUUUAAAUAUUAUAAGUAGCAGUUAUUUUGUUGUAUUGACAUGAUUCACUAAUUUUCUCCAUAUAAGUAUUUGGGCUUUUUAAAGUUAAUGAAUUAUUUUUAAUGGAAUUUUAUGGUGUUUUAGGUUCCUUCUGAAUUCUCUGCCUUUCAAGUACUGUGGAACUAUGAGAGAAGAAAUUCGCCCUCUGGACUAUGGAACUGUGCGUAACAACUUUGAAAAGCACUCAGAGAUCUCAUAUUUUCACAUUAGUGUUUGGAGAUACUUUAUAAUAGUUUAUUGCAUAUAUAAUAAAUUAUUUUUCUUCUCAUCAGUGUCCAUAAUUUUUUAUUACUUAACCUAUAUGGCUAAGGAAGUGUAACUUAGCAAUUAAUAUAAACUAAUUAUAAAGUAAUUAUUAUAAAUUAAUUUUUUAGUACUAGCUAUACAUUUUCCUUUAUACUUCCUAAUCCUAUUUUCCAUUCCUACCUAUAUACAGUGUAGAAAUAUUGCUGAAAGUUAAAGAUGUUUCUCAUAGUUAAUUAUUUCUUUCACUUGAUAAAAUUUUUAAUAGAAGAAUUAGAUUUUUUUACAAAGGCUUUUAUUUGUCUCUCACACACACAUAUAUAUGUUAAGGUGAUAUCUGUUCUCCAAAGGCUGGUGCCUUCAUGGAUAUGUCCUUGAGAAUUAUUUCAAGAUAAAAUAAUUGUUUCCUUUGUUUUUACGGCAUUGCAAAAUGGGCAGAAUAAAGAAUUCAAUAUAGGAAUUAAGAACCCUGAGACAUGCUGAUAAUGUUUAGUUUGCCAUAAACAGAGAACAAAAAGGAAAAUCUUGAUCUGAUGCAGACAGUAGACUGAUACAGUAAUUCCUGAGUGAGUCACUAACGAUGAGUUAAGAUUAAGGUUUAGCUGUACACAUGACCUGGAUCAGAAUGAACUAGUUGGCUGGAUGAAAUGAGAAAUAAUAUCCACUCAAAUGGAAGAGAAGAUUUUAAAAGAAAGUUGAGAGCAAUUCAUUCAGGUAAAAGUCCUUGU